Molecule: messenger RNA, 1195 nt
Organism: Ilex paraguariensis (yerba mate)
Lineage: Eukaryota; Viridiplantae; Streptophyta; Magnoliopsida; Aquifoliales; Aquifoliaceae
Source: the annotation of a GenBank genome assembly
CUGUUCUUAAGUUUAAAAGAACUUUCUUUAUUACAAUGCAGUUGCUCUUCAUGAAACCUCCUUCUCGAUCAUUGUCUUCUUUCCUUUCAACCCUAUCUUUCCUCGUCUAUGUUUUCCUUAUUUUCUGCACUAGUACUGAAGCCGUAAUAAAGCUACCUGAAAAUGUAACAGUUCCGGCGGUCAUCGUGUUCGGAGAUUCAAUCGUUGAUCAGGGCAACAACAACAAUCUCGCUACGUUAAUUAAGUCUGACUUUCCCCCAUAUGGGAAGGAUUUCAUGGGUGGAAGACCAACUGGGAGGUUUAGCAAUGCAAAGACACCAGCCGACUUAAUCGCUGAAGAACUUGGAAUUAAGAACAUUUUGCCGGCUUAUCUCGACCCGAAUCUGAAAGCUGAAGAUCUUCCCACAGGCGUAAGCUUUGCUUCAGGAGGCACAGGAUUUGAUCCUCAGACAUCCCAAUUAGUUUCAGUUAUAUCGUUGCCGGAUCAACUGGAAUCAUUCAAAGAGUACAUCGGAAAACUCAAAGGUAUUGUUGGAGAAGCAAAAACGAACGACAUAUUAAAGAACAGCAUAUAUUUAGUGGUAGCAGGUAGCGAUGAUCUUGCCAAUACCUAUUUUACUAUUGGCCUCACACGAUUGCAAUACACCGUUCCUUCUUAUGCUGAUCUUCUGGUGGCCUCUGCUUCCAAUUUCGUUCAGGAAUUAUACAACCUGGGGGCACGAAGAAUGGCAGUUUUUGGUAUACCCCCAAUAGGAUGUUUGCCAUCACAGAGAAGUCUAGCAGGGGGACCCCUUAGAGUGUGUGCAGAGAAUUACAACCAAGCAGCUCAGCUGGUCAACACCAAGCUAUCAUCGGAGCUUCAUUCUCUUAACAGCAGCCUUCCCCAAUCAAGGGUGGUCUACAUUGAUAUCUACAACCCUUUGCUUGAUAUCAUCCAAAACCCUCAAAAAUAUGGUUUUGAUGUGGUGAACAAAGGGUGCUGUGGUACUGGAACUGUGGAGGUGGUCAUCUUAUGCAACCGAUAUAGCAAGACUUGUCCGGAUGACUCUAAAUAUUUAUUCUGGGACAGUUACCAUCCUACACAGAAAGGAUACACGGUUCUUGUUGAUCAAGUCCUACAAAAAUAUAUCAACAAUUUCUUUUGAUUCCGUUCACCUUAUUACAAUUCUCUCUCUCUCUCUCUCUCUCUCUCUCU